Molecule: messenger RNA, 765 nt
Organism: Sinocyclocheilus grahami
Lineage: Eukaryota; Metazoa; Chordata; Actinopteri; Cypriniformes; Cyprinidae
Product: pantothenate kinase 1-like
Exons: 7
Coding region: 1-765 (254 amino acids)
Biological process (GO): coenzyme A biosynthetic process
Cellular component (GO): cytosol; nucleus
Molecular function (GO): ATP binding; pantothenate kinase activity
Source: RefSeq, a predicted model, not a curated record
AUGUGUGUUUAUAGCGAAUUAGGUGGGGGCGCAUACAAGUUUGAGGAUGACUUCAGAGCGGUGGCUGGUUUGGAGCUGCAGAAGCUGGAUGAACUGGACUGUCUUAUUCAAGGUCUGCUGUACGUUGACUCAGUUGGGUUCAAUGGCCAUCCCGAGUGUUAUUUUUUCCAAAAUCCCUCCGACCCUGAAAACUGUGUCAAGAGGCCAUUUAGCCUGGAGAACCCUUUCCCUAUGUUGCUGGUAAACAUUGGCUCGGGGGUUAGCAUCCUUGCUGUCUAUUCCAAGGAUGAUUACAAGCGAGUCACAGGCACCAGUUUAGGAGGUGGUACGUUUCUAGGCCUGUGUUGUUUGCUGACUGGCUGUGAGACAUUUGAGGAGGCCUUAGAGAUGGCAGCUAAAGGGGACAGCACAAAUGUGGACAAACUAGUGAAGGACAUCUAUGGAGGCGAUUACGAACGCUUCGGUCUCCAGGGUUCCGCCGUUGCAUCCAGUUUUGGUCAUAUGAUGAGCAAGGAGAAACGUGACAGUAUAAGUAAAGAGGAUCUGGCCAGGGCCACUCUUGUCACCAUCACAAACAACACUGGUUCCAUCGCCCGCAUGUGUGCAGUGAACGAGUGUUGCCUUGUGGCAUGGAGAUCAAGCAGCAUUGUACAGGGCUAUCACAGCACACUGAACAGCCACAAGAUGGAUAAAUGUUUGGGGUUGGGUUAUUUUGGAGCUGUUGGUGCCUUCCUAGAGCUACUGAAGAUGACUGAAGACUCCUGA